AUGGACCCCUCCAUCCUCCCCCGAGAUGACGCCUCCGGCCGCCCACCCAUCUACAAAGCAAUUGGCAUUUCCCUGGCCGUCGCAUCAGGCCUCUUCAUCGGCGUCUCUUUCGUGAUUAAGAAAAUCGGACUGCUAAAAGCGAAUGCGAAAUACAACGAAGAGGCCGGCGAGGGAUAUGGCUACCUGCGCAAUUUCUGGUGGUGGACUGGGAUGACGUUGAUGAUUGUUGGGGAGAUAUGCAAUUUUGUUGCGUACGCUUUUGUCGAUGCUAUACUUGUUACGCCGUUGGGUGCACUGGCGGUUGUGGUGACUACGAUAUUGUCUGCGAUAUUCUUGAAGGAGAGGUUGAGUUUCGUUGGGAAGGUGGGCUGUUUCUCGUGUAUUGUGGGUUCGGUGGUGAUUGCGAUGAAUGCGCCGGAGCAGUCGUCUGUCAGUGAUAUACAGGAUAUGAAGAAGUAUGUAAUCACGCCUGGGUUUCUGUCCUAUGCGGGUGUGAUUGUGCUUGGUUGUGCGUUUACAGCAUUCUGGGCUGGUCCGCGGUGGGGAAAGAAGAAUAUGUUUGUGUAUAUCAGCAUUUGCAGUCUGAUCGGCGGAUUGAGUGUGGUUGCGACGCAGGGACUUGGGUCUGCGAUUCUGGCGCAGAUCAAUGGCAAGUCGCAGUUCAAGGAGUGGUUCCUUUAUGUGUUGCUGGUGUUUGUCAUUGCGACGUUGCUGACUGAAAUCAUCUACCUGAAUAAAGCAUUGAACAUCUUCAAUGCCGCCCUCGUUACCCCAACUUACUACGUGUUUUUCACCACCUGCACAAUUGCUACCUCCGCCGUCCUUUUCCAGGGCUUCCAAGGCACCGGCAAAGAGAUUGCAACAGUCGUCAUGGGUUUUCUGCAGAUAUGUGCGGGUGUCGUCCUUUUGCAACUAUCCAAGUCAGCGAAAGAUGUCCCCGACGCGGCUGUCUUCAAGGGCGAUCUCGAUCAGGUGCGUGAAGUAGCCACGCAGGAGGAGAGUGAGACGGAACCCAAGGCCGAUUCGAUUCGCGGAGCUGCUGCUAUCGUACGGCAGUUGUCUAGUACGAGACGAAAAGGGGAGGAAGAGGAACUCAGACGGUAUCUCAGAGAGAGAAAUGAAGAUCUCAAACCUCCGGGUGAAAACGAAAUCGUUGAGUGGGAUGGCUUGAGACGAAGGAAAACUGUCCUGAAUGGUGCGAGGUCACAUACGCCAGGCUCAGUUAAGAGCUCGCUUCCACCAUUAGGAAUGUCACACAUUCCAGAAGAAGAACAGGGCCAAAAUGAAGACAGACUCAACCACAGCUUCAUCGAGGGCAUCCGUUCCCGAGCAUCCAGUUUUCUCCAUCCUCAAUGGCGUCCGAUCAACGAUGACGACGGAACAAUGCCACCAGAUACCACCGACUUCGCCUACACACGCAGUCCUACCCCACAAGCAACACCAAAACCGGUAUACAGUGGUGGAAAACGCCAAUUCUCAUUCAACACCGUCCUCAAUCGCCUUAAAUCCCGUCCCUCCAGCCCAGCACACGGCAUCCUCUGCUCAACACCAACAUCCGCCGAAAAAGAGGCACUCAAAAACGCCACAGAAGAGGAACGUCUCGGUCUCGUGCUUGGUGGCGAAUCGCACCAUCCUGAAGACGACGAACUAAACGAGCGUCUAGCACGAACAGAAUCGGUGUCCUCUGCUGAUUCUAGUCUAGGCGGCGGACAGGCCAUGAUGGAUCGUCUGCAUCAGUCGCUUGACGAGGCGACGAGGAUCUAUCAGAGUCCAAAGCCGAAACAGAAUCAGGUCUCUGUGUCGACUGUCUCAACUGCGCUGGGGGCUCCUUUUGAGGGGAAUACGGUUUAUCCUUUAUCUUGUUCGCAGCCGCCAUCGUAUAGCACGUUACCACAACCUGAGGCUGUGCCAACGCAGCCACAAGCGCAGAGGUCAAAUCCAUUACCUCCAGUUCCGCCUGAAAGCCCACUAGUCGCUGCAGGAGGUGAUUCGCAUGUGCGGGUUGAACUGCGGUCUCCGUAUAGUCCUGUGGGGUCAGAUGUGUCCAGCCGCGGACGGGGUGGAUGGCGUCGAGAGGACUAUUGA
Messenger RNA from Aspergillus ruber CBS 135680, 2085 nucleotides. RefSeq names its product DUF803 domain membrane protein. Gene Ontology annotation, cellular component: membrane. The record is from RefSeq and is a predicted model, not a curated record. Gene Ontology annotation, biological process: magnesium ion transport. Gene Ontology annotation, molecular function: magnesium ion transmembrane transporter activity. NCBI's taxonomy places the organism in Eukaryota, Fungi, Ascomycota, Eurotiomycetes, Eurotiales, Aspergillaceae. Bases 1 to 2085 code for a protein of 694 amino acids. The transcript is spliced from 2 exons.